Messenger RNA from Colletotrichum orchidophilum, 4863 nucleotides. Its product is annotated as ABC transporter. Gene Ontology annotation, cellular component: membrane; intracellular membrane-bounded organelle. The transcript has a single exon. The coding region runs from base 1 to 4863 and encodes 1620 amino acids. Lineage: Eukaryota; Fungi; Ascomycota; Sordariomycetes; Glomerellales; Glomerellaceae. Gene Ontology annotation, biological process: lipid transport; transmembrane transport. Gene Ontology annotation, molecular function: ABC-type transporter activity; ATP hydrolysis activity; lipid carrier activity. The record is from RefSeq and is a predicted model, not a curated record.
AUGGCGGCACCCAAGUCCGCAUUCUGGCGCCAAGUCGGUGUUCUCUCGACCAAAAACUUCAUCAUUUUGCUCGCCCGCCAUCCCGUCUCGACCAUCUACACCGCGAUCCUCCUUCCCAUUGUACUUACAGUGUACCUCGGCAUUGGCAAGAACCUCAAUAGCCCCCAGAACGACUUUGGCCUUGCCGAGCCUCAACCCAUAAGAUCACUGCGAGAUGGACUGGCAGCUUCUGGCGGCUCGCGUGAUACGGUUGUUCUCGUCAACAGUAACCUAUCAGGGGGCGAUAUAGACCGUGCCAUAGCGACAAUCUCGGCGCAGGUCUCUGCGGCUGGCAAGAAUGCAACCACCAUCACGAACUCGUCUGAUCUUGGGUCUAUUUGCCGCUCUUCUUUCCGAGCUACGACCUCCUGCUACGGCGCCGUCGUGUUCCACUCUUCUCCGACCGAGGGCAAUGGGGGUCUUUGGAACUACACCCUGCGCGGGGACGGAGCCUUUGGGUCAUCCUUCAAGGUUAAGAAUCACGAUAGUGACAUCCAGGUGUACACGCUUCCCCUUCAACAUGCCGUCGACUCCGCCAUUGCCAGCAUGAACUCGACAGAUGCUAAUCCGUCGCCUCUCGAGAACGUUCAGGAAUGGGGGUUCACGGACGAGACAGAGGAAGAACGGCAGGCCAGUGUCCGAAGGAAAUAUCAAAAGACCUUCGUCGAUUACCUAGCAGUCUCCUUCAUCCUAGCGCUGAUAGGCGUCAGCUACCAUCUUCCCGGCCACGUCGCAACGGAACGGGAGAAGGGGCUCUCUCAGCUCAUUGACUCCAUGAUAUCCACACGCUACGACUGGGAAGCACAGGUCAUCCGAAUGUUGUCAAAUUUUUACUCUUUUGCCACAAUCUACUUCCCAGGCUGGGUCGUCGCAUCUGUCGUAGCAAGGAGUAUGAUCUGGAGAGAGACUAGCAUCGGCAUUGUUCUUGUCUUCUUUAUCUUGGGCGGCCUGGCUCUCACUUCGCAAGCCAUUCUCGGCGCCACUUUCUUCAAAAAGGCUCAGCUCUCUGGUGUCAUCAACUCUUUGGUUUAUGUUCUCUUGGGUGUUUUGGCACAGGCGUUGCCUAACCCAGGCACCGGCGCUGUUGCUGUCUUGAGUCUCUUAUUCACGCCAUGCACUUUCGUCUUCUUUAUCAGAUCAAUGGCGCGAUUCGAGGGCGAGGGACAACCGAUGAAUCUCCUAAAGACGCCUCCGGGAAGUAACUCAACCCUUCCGGGCAUUGUGAUCUGGAUCUUCCUGGUUAUGCAGUUCAUCCUCUAUCCACUGCUUGCUGCUUAUGUUGAGCGUCGCAUCCAUGGUGUGGGUUCCGAAAGUCGCAAGAUCUAUAAGGGCGACGGAGCCCAGCCACAAGAUGCCGUGGCCAUCAAUGGGCUUACCAAAAUCUACCGACCGAGUCUGUUACGCCGGCUUUUCUCCUUUGUAUCCAAGCCUCGUGCUCCCACAGUGGCCAUCGACCAUCUAAACCUGACGGCAAAGCGAGGACAAAUCCUUGCUCUCCUCGGUGCCAAUGGAAGUGGCAAGAGUACGACCCUCGAUGCUAUUGCCGGAAUCAGUCGCUUCAACCAAGGUAAUGUCUCCAUUGACGCUUCUGCUGGCAUCGGCAUCGCUCCCCAGAAGAACGUUCUCUGGGAAGAGCUCACCAUUGCCGAACACAUCACAAUCUUCAACCAACUCAAGUCUCCGUGGAGUAUUGCGAGUAAGGAAGAUUCCAACCGGCUGAUCGACUCCAUUGGACUAGCUACGAAGCGCAAGUCUCAAUCACGACAUCUCUCUGGCGGACAGAAGCGUAAACUCCAGCUUGGCAUGAUGUUGACCGGCGGUAGCGCCGUCUGCUGCAUCGACGAAGUGUCCUCUGGCAUUGACGCCCUUUCGAGGCGGAAGAUAUGGGAUAUUCUCCUCUCUGAACGCGGCAAGAGGACUAUCAUCCUGACAACGCACUUCCUCGAUGAAGCUGACCUCCUCGCCGAUAAUAUUGCAAUACUCUCCAAGGGAAGUUUGAAGGCGGAAGGAUCGUCGGUGGCUCUAAAGAACGCUCUCGGGGAUGGCUAUCGCAUCAACGUUUUGAACGCGAAAGAUCUCAAGAAUCCUCCGGAGGUGCACGGAGCUACGGUAGCGGCGUCGGCGAAUGCCAUCAUCUACACUGCGCCUUCGUCGAGUAUCGCCGCCAAAGUCAUCCGAACUCUCGAGACUCACAACAUUUCGUUCCGCAUCUCAAGCCCGAACAUCGAAGACGUCUUCUUGAAUGUCGCCGAAGAGGUCCAGGGAGAGGGGCCUCGGUCGAUUCACCAGGACAGAGCCCAUGGAUCCAUAGACUCCGGAAAAGGCUUUGCAGAGAAGUCUGUUACGAAUGCCGAGGAUGAUUUAUUGGGGCUUCAGUCCGGUCGUCAGACAGGCUUCCUGGAGCAGACGCCCAUUCUGGUUCACAAACGCUUCACUCUCCUCAAGACUAAUUGGAUACCAUACGCCAUAGUGCUUCUCGUACCCAUCAUUGCAGCAGGGAUAAUGCAGCUCCUCGUCGCUGAUGAGAGUCCUGCUAGUUGCGACUUUGCAGACUUCAGUCGGGCUUCGGUGGAAGGCGUCGAUGAUUACAGAAAAGCCCUCGAUGGUGCCCUCGUUGCUGCUGGCCCUUCUUCCUCCUUUUCAACCUCAUCAUUUGGCAACUUAUUUGGUUUCUUGCUCCCGGGAUCCAAUAGUCCCACAGAAACCGUUGAUCUGGUACAAAGUGCCACCUACGACAACUUCAAGCAAUACAUCGAAAACAAUCGCAAGAACGUCACCCCUGGCGGUCUCUGGACCGGAAGCCAGGGGACUCCUUCAACAAUUGCCUAUCGAGCAGAUAAUGAGGAGACAGGAGCAGUUCUCGCCGCUGUCAUUGUCCAGAACCUUUUGAGCACCACAAAGACGAACAUCAGCAUUGCGACCACGUACGCCCCUUUCGACAGCGUGAUUUCUUCUUCAACGUCUACCACGGUUCAAUUGGCCAUCUUCUUCAGUAUCGUCUGUUCAAUCAUUCCGUCUUUCUUCGGCCUGUAUCCGAAUCGAGAGAGACACAGCCACGCGCGUGGCCUGCAGUACUCCAGCGGCGUGCGAUCGCUAUCUCUCUGGACCUCUCAUCUCAUCUUUGACUUUGGGAUCUUCUUUUUCCCUCUCCUAAUCGCUGCGAUCAUUCUCGCCGUUUCUUCGGACGUAUGGUACGCUUCAGGCUAUCUAUUCCCAGUGUUCUUGCUGUACGGCAUCACUUCCAUCCUGCUGUCGUAUGUCGUUUCGCUCUUCACGAAUAGCCAAGUCGCAACAUUUGCUGCCAUCAUGGCAUAUAACAGCGUCGGAUUCGCAAUCUAUCUCAUCGCAUUCCUCUACAUAGUCACCUUCUCCCCGUCCAAUGUCACGGAUCGCAAUGUUCUGAUAGGGCAUUACACUAUCUCCGCCUUCUUUCCUGUCACAUCGGUCUUCCGGGCCCUCCUUAUCGGCCUCAACACUUUCUCACUGGCAUGCUCUGCCACCGGGCUUGGCUAUCCAGGUGCAAUCAAGGGAUAUGGUGGUCCGAUCCUCUACCUCAUUCUGCAGGCCAUCCUGCUGUUCUGCAUCCUUCUCUACCAUGACAGCGGGAACAAGCUACCGUCGUCCCUCAAGGGUAACAGGAGCCCCAAGGCCGGAGUCGAGCCUGUACAGGAAGAUCCAGAGGUUGCUAACGAGCUUUUACGGGUCGAGUCAUCUACCAACAGCGAUGGACUCCAGGUCAAGCAUCUGACAAAGAAGUUUGGCAGCUUCACAGCGGUAGACAACGUUUCCUUCGGCGUGCGCCACGGAGAAGUCUUCGCACUCCUGGGGCCCAACGGUGCCGGAAAGUCAACAACCAUCUCGCUCAUCCGUGGUGACCUUCAGCCUAGCCGUAACGGCGGCGACGUUUUUGUCGAGCAAGUUUCGGUCACCGACCAGAGAGUUCUUGCCCGCUCAAACCUGGGUGUCUGUCCACAGUUCGACGCAGUCGAGUCCAUGACUGUCCUACAACAUCUCCGCCACUACGCCAGACUCCGUGGAAUCUCCAAUAUUGAACAGCAAGUUCGAGCCGUCGUGCAUGCCGUUGGCCUUGAUGCCCAUGUCAAUGUCAUGGCGCAGCACCUAUCAGGUGGUAACAAGCGCAAACUCUCCCUUGGCAUCGCCCUUACAGGAAACCCAUCAGUAAUCCUGCUCGACGAGCCAUCUUCAGGCCUCGAUGCUGCUGCAAAGCGUGUCAUGUGGCGAACGCUCAGUACAAUUGUUCCAGGCCGGUCAAUCCUCCUGACAACCCAUAGCAUGGAGGAGGCCGACGCGCUUGCGCAUCGGGCUGGUAUUAUUGCCCAGCGCAUGUUGGCCGUUGGUGAAGUUCAACAGCUGCAGAGCCGUUUUGGAGAUUCUCUGUACGUGCACCUGGUCAGCCGUAGUGCUCCACACGCGACGCCGGAAGAGAUGGAUCGCAUGCGGACGUGGGUUUUGCAAAUGUUCUCUUCCGCUCGCAUUGAGCCUGAGACGUAUCACGGUCAGAUGCGGUUUUCAGUCGCGGCGUCGGAUGUGCUACAAAGAGCACGCCAGAGCCAUCAAGAAAGAAGCACAACUCAGGGUAGAGAGAGCCGAGAGUUGAGUGCGAUUGGGCAACUCAUCGUAAUGUUGGAGGAGAACAAGGAUGCUCUGGGCAUCGAGCAUCACAACGUCAGUCCAACCACUCUCAACGAUGUAUUCCUUUCCAUCGUCGGGCAACACAAUGUGCAAGAGGAUGGUUACCGAGCAAUAGCGGCUGAGAGUGGAAGGAAGAAGAUCAAUUGGCGGAAGAUUCUCCUUGGGUUCUGA